GUGUCUUUGACACAUCCUGCCUUGAGCGGAAGUGUCUGGGAUUCUGCUCGAGUCGUCGCUUCAAAACAGUCGUUUGUAAAGGGAGACGGGGACAAGCGGUGUCCGCAUCUCUCCCUCCACCAUCACCGGCAGCCGGGCUCUUUUUAGGCUUUAUGAGCGCGGGACAUGCUCUGUCAGGUCUGCGCAAUCUACGUGAACGCUUGUCUGGACACAGGAGAGGAUUAAGUUACUGCUGUUGGCGGCGGAUUAUUUUAUUGGCCUCUUCUUGUCACGCCCGAGUCUUUGGUGAUCCUUCUUCCAAUUAAGAGAGGUCUCUCAAAAACCGCAGGUAUGUCUUUCCGGCGAGGUGUGGUCAGGCAGAGCAAAUUCCGCCAUGUUUUCGCCCAGGCGUGGAAAGCCGAGCACUGCAUCGAUGAUGUCAGAGUGUCCCGGGUGACGUGGGACAGUCCACUCUGUGCAGUCAACCCCAAAUUCAUUGCUGUUAUCAUUGAAGCGGGUGGAGGAGGGGCCUUCCUCGUGGUUCCAAUCAGCAAGAGUGGAAGAAUCGACCAGUCCUGUCCCACGGUCUGUGGUCAUGCAGCACCAGUGCUGGACAUCCAGUGGAGUCCUCAUGAUGACAAUGUCAUUGCAAGUGCCUCAGAAGAUUGCACGGUGAAGGUGUGGCAGAUCCCAGAUGGUGGGCUCACAAGUCCAAUGACUGAUGCCACUGUGACCCUUGAGGGACACAGUAAACGAGUGGGACUCCUGGCUUGGCACCCAACUGCCUUCAAUAUCCUCCUAACUGCAGGCUGUGAUAAUGUGAUCUGCGUGUGGAACGUGGGCACGGGGGAGCUAGUGUACCAGCUUGAUGACGCCCACCCAGACUUGAUCUACAAUGUCAGCUGGAACAAGGACGGCAGUGCGAUAUGUACCGUCUGCAAGGACAAAGCCCUGCGAGUCAUCGAUCCGCGAAGAGGCGCCGUCCUCAAGGUCAGAGAGAAAGUCCAUGAUGGUACCAGGCCCAUGAGAGCCGUGUUCCUCUCUGAUGGAAAAAUCCUGACGACAGGCUUCAGCCGUAUGAGCGAGAGGCAGCUGGCUUUGUGGGAUACUAAAGACCUCUCAGAGCCAAUGGUAAUACAGGAAAUGGAUACGAGUAAUGGAGUUCUGCUGCCCUUUUAUGACCCCGACACAAACAUGGUCUACCUGUGUGGGAAGGGGGACUGCACCAUCCGAUACUUUGAAGUGACUGAUGAAUCACCGUACGUUCACUUCCUCAGCUUAUACAGCAGCAAAGAGCCUCAGAGGGGUGCAGGCUUUCAGAGUAAAAGAGGUGUGGAUGUCAAUAAGUGUGAAAUUGCCAGGUUUUAUAAGCUUCAUGAGAGGAAGGUGGAACCCAUUUCUAUGACUGUACCACGAAAGUCAGAUCUGUUCCAGGGAGACCUUUACCCAGACACAGCCAGCCUGGAGCCAGCCCUCCUGGCUGACGAGUGGAUCGCGGGGCAGGACGCGCCACCGCUGCUGGUCUCCCUGAGUGGUGGCUACACAGCUCCUCCAUCCAAACACAGAGACACUCUCAGAAGCAAGCCCAAGCUCGUCUCUCAGGACUCUGGGACUGGGGCCGUCCCACCUUCCGCAGGGAACGUAGCAGCUCCCACGUCCACACCUACCUCUGCCGCCAAGGAGACAGAAGAAGAGACGCCACAGCCGACAGCGGCCACGAGGGAGACGGAUGGAAACGGCGAUAGGCCAAAGAGAGAGGAUGACGUGUUGAGCGAGCUGUUAGCAGAAAUGAAAGCUCUGCGGGCCGUCGUGCUUGCUCAGAAUCAGAGAAUUGAGUUGCUGGAGAGACAGCUAGCACGGAUUGAAGAUGGGGAUGUAUGAGCAAGCGGAAGAUUCACUACAUUCAGAUGGCUUUUUUUUUUUUC
Molecule: messenger RNA, 1904 nt
Organism: Haplochromis burtoni (Burton's mouthbrooder)
Lineage: Eukaryota; Metazoa; Chordata; Actinopteri; Cichliformes; Cichlidae
Gene: coro1b
Product: coronin, actin binding protein, 1B
Exons: 12
Coding region: 331-1860 (509 amino acids)
Biological process (GO): actin filament organization; cell migration
Molecular function (GO): actin filament binding
Source: RefSeq, a predicted model, not a curated record